AUCUCUCCCACCCCACGCUGCGGACACGCGCCAGCUUAUACAGUACGAGAAAAAAAUAUAAGGUUUGUAAUCCACAUAUGUGUUAAUUUUACCCAGAAAAUUCAACCCCGAACAUUUAGUUUCUGGUGCAAUUCUGUAUUUGAAUCCGGGUCUGAAGUCUUCUUUGAACUCACAAUGCGCUGUGAGUUGCAAGUCCUUACCUGAUCGAAUGGGGCUGAACACAGAGGACACUACAGUUCCACUUGGCACAUACCAUGAGGCGGAUCCUGGUCGUCUGCGUUUGCUUGUUUACUUUAAUUCAAAAUGGCCAUAAUGCAGACUCCGAGGAACGAUUAAUGAACUGGCUACUGGGUAAAGACAGAUACAACAAGCUGAUCCGCCCCGCCAUCAACAGGACUGAACGUGUCACUAUCAAACUACAGGUCUCCCUUGCCCAGCUCAUCAGCGUGAAUGAGAGAGAGCAGAUCAUGACCACCAAUGUCUGGUUAACUCAGAAUUGGAUUGAUUACAGAUUGUCAUGGGACCCUUCAAAAUAUGAUGGAAUUGACAAGAUUCGUAUUCCGUCACGACACAUAUGGCUCCCAGAUAUUGUGCUGUACAACAAUGCGGAUGGAACAUACGAAGUGACCGUGUUUACAAAUGUCAUCGUCCAGUUCAAUGGCAGCAUCUUCUGGCUUCCUCCAGCUAUCUAUAAGAGCGCCUGUAAAAUUGAGGUAAAACACUUCCCUUUCGAUCAGCAAAACUGCACACUUAAGUUCCGCUCCUGGACAUAUGACCACACCGAAAUCGACCUGGUGCUGAAGAGCGACAUGGCCAGCAUGGACGAUUUCACACCCAGUGGCGAGUGGGACAUCCUGGCCCUCCCGGGGAGGCGGACAGUCAACCCCAUGGACCCCACCUAUGUGGACGUCACCUAUGACUUCAUCAUUAAGAGGAAGCCCCUCUUCUAUACCAUCAACCUCAUCAUCCCCUGUGUGCUGAUCACCUCUCUGGCUAUCCUGGUUUUCUACCUGCCCUCUGAUUCUGGUGAGAAGAUGACCCUUUGCAUCUCAGUGCUCCUGGCCCUCACUGUCUUCCUGCUUCUCAUCUCCAAGAUUGUGCCCCCAACCUCACUGGACGUACCCUUGAUUGGCAAGUAUCUGAUGUUCACUAUGGUGCUGGUGACCUUUUCCAUCAUUACCAGCGUGUGUGUGCUUAAUGUGCACCACCGCUCACCGAGCACACACACCAUGCCUGCCUGGGUCAGGCUGCUUUUUCUGGUCAAGCUUCCAGCUCUACUCUUCAUGCGGCGCCCGCAGAGCGAUUCGGCUCGUCAGCGACUCCUGCAGCAGCGCCGGCUCCAAGCUCGGCCCUACCGGGCCCCUCAUCCAGGAGCCAGCUUUUCCACUAAAUCUGGGUUAUCUUCCACAGAACAGUUUUUUGGUAGAACCACAUUUCCCUUAGGACUUAACACAGCCAUGAAGAAAGUCGAUCCGAGGCUUAUGGACCGCUUUGCAGAAAGGUUCUCCUCGAGGGACGACCUUCACAAACGGGGAACUUCAGACUGGGAGGCUGACAUACAGGAAGCUGUGGACGGGGUGAGAUUUGUAGCCGAUCACAUGAUGGGGGACGACGAUGACCAGAGCGUAAUUGAGGACUGGAAGUACGUUGCCAUGGUGGUAGACAGGAUGUUCCUGUGGAUCUUUGUGAUCGUGUGUGUUGUGGGGACCCUGGGGCUGUUCCUGCAGCCUCUCUUCCAGCAUCAGGUUGUCCCUACCCAGCAGCUUGGCACAGAUACACCAAAAAGAGAUGCCUUUUGAAUAGACAGACCUGAAGCCAAUGCCGAGAGAUCUUCAUCGAUUUCAGCCACUCCAGCUGUCAUUCUAAAAAAAAUACACAGACAAGUAACCCUGUGCUCUCUGCCACAAUGGGUUCUUUUUACAAAAUACAGUUAACAAAUAAUGCCAAGAAUUGGGAGGUAAUGACUGACUCUCAUGCCAAGGGCAAUUCGCGUAGGUGACGUCUAAUGCGUCUCUGUGACAACUAUUUGACACUAGAUACUGGAAUUGAUAGUCGCGCUUUAAUAGACUUUGUAUCCCAAGUUAUUUAACAUCUCUCCGUGCCUAAAAGUGUACCAUGCUGUCAAAUGUAUAAAAGUGCUAAAGAAUCAGUUUAGCUUAAUUUAAACAAGACCUGGAGCAAUAUUUAUAUCCAUGGAUUUAGAAUGGACCUUAGUGUCACGAUCAGCACAGGGAAGCAGGUGAGGGGAACCGUGGAUACAGACAAAGGAGAUUUUUUAAUGGGGUAACACACUCUAAAAGACAUGUAACGUUAAUGAUCAGAGUGGUGAAACAGACAAACGCGGACUAAAUACACUGAACUAAUGACAACAGGAAACAGCUGGUGAACACGAGGAAUCCACACGGGGUAGAUGAGGGGGCGUGGCACACGGGAGGGUAGGACGAGCGGGGCAUGACACUUAGAGUACCUGCACAAUAUACUAAUUUUAAUCUUUUUUUUCCUAUCAGACGUUUCAUACCAAGAUAUGUAAUUAUAUGGUAACAUCAAAAUCCUGGUGAGCCAGAGCAGCUCUUAGUGAAAUCAUGAGUUUACUACAGUUGUCUAUAAUUAAAGAAUUAUAAAAACAAAAUACAGUAGAAUACAUUAUGAAAACGAGUUUGAUUUUGAUUAAAUAAAACCCAAUAUUUUUUAAGAUACAA
Messenger RNA from Brienomyrus brachyistius, 2699 nucleotides. RefSeq names its product neuronal acetylcholine receptor subunit beta-4-like. The transcript has 6 exons. Gene Ontology annotation, biological process: signal transduction; nervous system process; regulation of membrane potential. Gene Ontology annotation, cellular component: synapse; neuron projection; postsynaptic membrane. The coding region runs from base 255 to 1799 and encodes 514 amino acids. Gene Ontology annotation, molecular function: acetylcholine-gated monoatomic cation-selective channel activity; transmembrane signaling receptor activity. NCBI's taxonomy places the organism in Eukaryota, Metazoa, Chordata, Actinopteri, Osteoglossiformes, Mormyridae. The record is from RefSeq and is a predicted model, not a curated record.